Corapipo altera (White-ruffed manakin) is the source of this 6590-nucleotide messenger RNA. It is a transcript of the gene SLK, whose product is annotated as STE20 like kinase. Gene Ontology annotation, biological process: protein phosphorylation. The transcript is spliced from 13 exons. Bases 487 to 3432 code for a protein of 981 amino acids. Lineage: Eukaryota; Metazoa; Chordata; Aves; Passeriformes; Pipridae. The record is from RefSeq and is a predicted model, not a curated record. Gene Ontology annotation, molecular function: protein serine/threonine kinase activity; ATP binding; protein binding.
CCCGCGCCGCGAGAGCGCGGGAGAGACAGGCCGGCAGCGAGCAGCGUCCUUUCCCUCCCGCUGUCGCCGCCCCCGGGAACGCCGCUCCGUGAGGAACAACCGGCCGCGAGUCGGCUGGGGAGCAGCGCCCUCCCCUCCCUACAUCCGCCCCGUCCUGCGAGGCGGGACGUGACCGCUCCCUCCCCCUCCCGUCCCCGGGCUCCGCCGCCGCCCGUCCCGAGGAGGGAGCCCGGCACUUGUUGGCGCGAUGGUGCCCGGCCCGGCCGAGUAGGAGCGCCGAUCCCGCCCGGGAGAGGAGCCCCGAGCCCCCGCCGGCCCCGCGGGGUGUUGUCCGCCCGCAGCGCCCGGCGGUGACGGCGUUUCCCGAGCGGCUCCAGGACUCCGGUCUGGGCGCGGGGGUCGCUCCCGGCAGCGCCGCCCGGCCCGGGAGGUCCCGGCGGGACCAGGGGGCAGCGCCGCCCGCCCCGUCCCCCGGCCCGAGCCAAAAUGUCCUUCUUCAACUUUCGCAAGAUCUUCAAGCUGGGCGGCGAGAAGAAGAAGAAACAAUACGAGCACGUCAAGAGGGAUUUGAACCCUGAGGAGUUCUGGGAAAUCAUCGGGGAGCUGGGAGAUGGUGCUUUCGGUAAAGUGUUCAAGGCUCAGAACAAAGAAACAAAAGUUCUGGCUGCUGCAAAGGUGAUAGAUACUAAAUCAGAAGAAGAACUUGAAGAUUACAUGGUGGAGAUUGAUAUUUUAGCAUCCUGUGAUCAUCCUAAUAUUGUCAAGCUCCUAGAUGCUUUCUACUAUGAAAACAAUCUGUGGAUCCUGAUCGAAUUUUGUGCAGGAGGAGCUGUAGAUGCAGUCAUGCUGGAGCUUGAAAGGCCAUUAACAGAGCCCCAGAUCAAAGUGGUGUGCAGGCAGACACUGGAAGCACUGAACUACUUGCAUGAAAAUAAGAUCAUCCACAGAGAUCUAAAGGCUGGCAAUAUUCUUUUCACAUUAGAUGGAGACAUUAAACUAGCGGAUUUUGGAGUAUCAGCUAAAAACACAAGAACAAUACAAAGAAGAGACUCUUUUAUUGGUACACCAUAUUGGAUGGCUCCAGAAGUAGUAAUGUGUGAGACCUCUAAAGACAGGCCUUAUGAUUAUAAAGCUGACAUUUGGUCUCUUGGCAUUACUUUAAUAGAAAUGGCUCAAAUAGAGCCACCUCAUCAUGAAUUAAAUCCCAUGCGAGUGCUUCUGAAAAUUGCAAAAUCUGAUCCUCCCAUGUUAGCACAGCCUUCAAAAUGGUCGUCAGAUUUUAAAGAUUUUCUGAAGAAAUGUUUGGAAAAGAAUGUAGAUGCAAGGUGGAGUGCAACUCAACUGUUACAGCAUCCAUUUGUUACUGUUACUUCCAAUAAACCAAUAAGAGAAUUGAUUGCAGAAGCUAAGGCUGAAGUUACAGAAGAAGUUGAAGAUGGUAAAGAUGAGGAUGAAGAAGAGGAAACAGAGAAUUCUCUGCAGUUACCUGCAGAGAAGCGUGCAUCCUCCGACCUUAGCAUUGCCAGCUCUGAAGAGGAUAAACUUUCACAGAAUGCCUCUGUCCUGGAAUCUCUCUCUGAGAAAACAGCAAGUAAUGCAAUUGAGGACAAAACAACUGGGGACGAAUCUGAGGACAUUAAAUUUAGGAAAACAGCUGAUAAGAUAUGCGAUCCUACCGUUAACGAUAUGGAAGUGCAAAACGGUUCUGUGCCAGCUGGUGAAGAUGAGGAAGGCAAAAUAAGGCCAGCAGAAAAGGACACAGAAAGCCUGGAAAAACCACAUAAGGAUACAGAACCCCAGAAAGGAGAGAAAGAACUUGACAUCGUAACAAAACCAGAAAUAAAGAAUGAACCCAACCUAAAAAUAGAGAAAGAAAAUUCCACAGCAAAUGAACAGACAGAAGAUAAUAAACUGAAAGUAGUACCCACAACUGAAAAUAGUGUAGAAACUGAAGAAGGCAUUUCUAAGGAAACUGGUGAAAAAGAAGAGAAGGAGAACAGAACAGAUCUCUCAGGACUUAAGGAAGAAAAGGUCCCUGUAGAAAAUAUAGAUACAGAGCAAAAGGAAAAUAAAAAUGAGGAGCAGAAAGAGGCAACAAUAGACACCACUACAGAAGCUCUACCUAAUGCUACAGUCGAAGUGUCUGAUGAAGAAAAAGAACUAAUAAAGCAUGGAAUUGACAACGUUAAGGAGAUUGGUGGUAUUGCUGAAACACCGAUCAGUGAUGGGGAUAAAAUACCUGAGCUGGAGGAUAAACCAGUGGAAAGUCAGGCUAAGCAGGUCCAUGAGAUAAUCAGCUCUGAAGAAACUCUAUCAGAAAGCCAAGAUAAAGUGAUCAAAGUAGACAAGAAACUGGCAGAAAGUGAAAAUGAGGAUAUUAGUAAUAUAAGCAACACGGAGGAAACAAAGAUCAAAGACUCUGGAAAAGACGUCGUAGACCAGAAGGCAAUACAGAGCAAACCUGAGGAUAUUUCUAAUAAAGUGGUGGAUAACCUGACUGAUAUGGACCAAAAUUCAGGAGACUGCAGACCUGAGAGUAUCCAGGAAGACAACAUUCAGACAGACAAAGAACGUUUGGAAGUUACUUCUGAUGAAGUAAUGAAGGAUAAGCUUCAAAAUACUGUCAAUGAACAAGCUGAUGACUCUGAAGUCACUGCAGUCCCCAGUAUUAGUAUUAGCACUGAAGAAAAUGAGAAAGUCAAAACGGAUAAUCAAGGCAAUACUGAAACUUCCCAGCAGGUAGAGUCGGAGAAUGUGAAGGAAAAUGAUGCCGAUUCAGGCACAGGUUCUACAGCUGAUAACAGCAGCAUCGAUUUGAACUUAUCAAUUUCUAGUUUCCUUAGUAAGAACAAAGAGACAGGAUCAAUAUCUUUGCAGGAAACUAGAAGACAGAAGAAAACGUUAAAGAAAACUCGGAAGUUUGUCGUUGAUGGAGUAGAAGUGAGUGUAACCACAUCAAAAAUAGUUACUGAAAAUGACUCGAAAAGUGAAGAAAUGCGAUUCCUAAGACGUCAAGAGCUAAGAGAACUAAGACUUCUUCAGAAAGAGGAGCAGAGAGCCCAGCAGCAACUCAGUAAUAAGCUUUUGCAACAGCGAGAACAGAUGUUCAGACGUUUUGAACAGGAAAUGACAAGUAAAAAGCGACAGUACGAUCAAGAAAUCGAAAACCUAGAGAAGCAGCAGAAACAGACGAUAGAGCGGCUGGAACAGGAGCACACGAACCGCUUACGGGAUGAGGCAAAACGCAUCAAAGCAGAACAGGAGAAGGAAUUGUCCAAAUUCCAGAACGUGCUGAAAAACAAGAAAAAAGAGGUUUUAUGUGAAGUGGAGAAAGCACCAAAAGAGCUGAGAAAAGAGCUCAUGAAACGCAAGAAAGAGGAGCUUGCACAAAGCCAGCAUGCUCAGGUAACAAUGGCAGCUUCAAGCUACUAAAAUACAAAAGGCAGCAGUAUUCACACAGCUUGAUGAUUUCACUUCUUGUUGUUGUUGAGUGAAUAUGGAACUUAACUCAAACUAACCCUACACUGCUCUCUUCCUUCAAGUACUCCCAUAUCACAUCUCAUAGACUAAACUGGGUAGACAUGUAGGAGCAGCGGUUCCCAGGUUUGUACUGUCAAGUGGAAUGUUUUGUGUGCUGUACUGAAAAAGAAUGGUGAUUUUCUACAGCAGGUUUAUUUACAGUGCUUUUACGAGUGGUAAGUACCCCACAGGUCCUUUGGAUUUUGAAGGUUAUAGUCAGAAGUAAGUUUUGAACAACACAAGUGCAGGAGAGGAAAAUAUAUAUAAUAUGUAAGCACGAGGCAUCUUGUUUAUAGAAGCAGAACAGAUUAGGUAAAAUGUUAUUUAAAUGUCAAAGUGUAGGUGUACAGAAAGUUUGCAAGACAUCUACAAUUUCAUGCCUUCAGACUUGCUGCUUUUUUAUGACCCAGCUAAAAAGAGGGCAAAUAUUUUAGAAAAAUAUUGGCUUUUUGUCGUCCGCAGCUUGUACAGAGUGAGUUUCAACCACAGCAGAGCAGGUUUGGAUUGAGUAACUUUAAGAUUAACUGUUUAUUUGAGUGACCUAGUGGAAAAUAAUCGCAACUUUAUUUGAUUAUGUGUUUAAGAGGGGAUUUCCCAAGAUAGAAUGUAAUUGAAUUGCAGUGCUCUCCCUAUGCCAGAGAUACCUGUCUAAACUUUUUAAAGAAACAAAACCCUAGUUUUUCAUAGUGUUUGUAGCAACUUGGUUUAUUUACUUUGCUGCUUUCUCUUUGUUGAAGAGAGGUGAAAGAGAAAAUUUUAAAUGUGAAAUAUCCUUACUUGGAAUGAUAAGUACUAGACAAGGUGCAGAUGUUUUAUUUUAGAAUAUUGUCAUAUCUACUUCUGUGUUGAGCCUUGACAUUUUAAAUGCUUAUUACUAACACACAGCAGAUAUAAUUUCUUCCUUUUUUUAAGAAUAAAAAUAUAUUUCAUUAUAUCAUGACAUAGGAAGUACAUUGUGUCCCACAGGGCGUUGCUCAGGUUAUGAUUCAGUCUUUUCAGUUGUCUUCGUGUACGCUUUUCAACGCACAAAUGCAGGAUGUAAGUCUUAAAAUGCAAAACAACAUAAGUUUUGUUUUCCUAAUUUUCCAGACGUGUGUUUUCUCCUCUCUUUCUGAUCAUAUGUGCUGAUCAAUGUCACUACUGUCUCCAAACUGAUUAGCACAAAUUUGUAAUGAUGACAACUAUUCGUUGUCAAAAGGUCAAAAUUACGCUAGUUGUUUAGUCUGGGCAGAACACUGAGAUUUCACAUAUGCAAUAUGAUACUGUUCUCUAGUGCUUAUUAUUUGUUCAGCACAUGUGAGACACAUUGUGUGACUUGUAUGCUGUGUGUGCAGUGAAACUAUGUAUUUUAAAGAUAUCUGAGUUUAUUUUAAGAUACUUAUUGGGCAAAACCAAAUGGUAGCUUGAAAAAGGUGAGCUGUCUUGCUCUGUCUGCCUUUGAAACAACCUACAUGUUCUUUGGUAAACUCGGUGACCUUUAUUUUGUGUGAUACUUGAGUAGAUGUGGGAAGGCCAGAGUGUUUCCUGAGAUUGCCUGGUUUAUCUUAUAGUGCUGGCAGGUAUAAAAGUUCUUAAGAUUUAGAGAGAGGAGCAGUGAUAUUUAAAUGAUAGUGUAAAGCUCAAGCCUAAUCAUUUUUUGACCACGACUACACCAGAACAGCUUUCCCCUACUCCCUUCAAAUCAAAAAACUCCCAGGAAAUUAAACGUUGUGUUAAUUAUGUAUCUACACCCUCAGAAUAAUAAACUCGUAGUCUUCUUAUCCUUUUCAUCUAGAAAGGGAAACAACAGUAUUUUUCAUCAUUUCAUAUAUUUGAUUAGUAUGUCUCACUUAAUUUACAGACAUCACCUUCCAGUUCUUUUUGUACCCUCAGGUCUGUCACUGGCAACUUACUUCACCUCUGGUUUUGUGUUACCUUUCUCAGUGUAACUCUUCUGUCCACUGAGAGAGAUGAAAACCUCAUCUAUUAAUAACUUUCCGUGAAGAUGAAAACCAGGAUUCUUCUGGUCAUGAUAAAAAGUGCUUUAAAUGAACAUUUAAUUCCACCUGACAACUCUUAUUAGCAAGUACCAUAGGUUCGGAAAAAAAAUAAGAAUAGCUCAGGAACCCUUCCACUGAUCAGCUGCAGCCCAGUUUUCCCAGCUCCCUUCCAAGAUUAAGACCAUCUUUAGUGUUGCUUUGUUGUGUAGAGCAGCAGGUGCUUCAGCACCUCCCCUUGGAUCUGACAGGACCCUGAGUUGUCCUUUCUUUUGACCUUUGAUAUUGUGUGAUAGAAGCAUCUGAUUUAAUUUCUCGUUCUUACGGGGGGAGGGUGUGCAUGCUCACUUGCUCAUGGCUGUGGCUUUUAAUAGUUGGAAGAAGAAAGGCAACAGUAAGGUUGCUUGGGGAGGGGCAUGGGAGGGGGAUUCCUUCUGCUGCCUGCUUUUCAUGAUGGGAUGCAAUCUGGAUAAUGGGAAGAUGCAGGUGAUAUGGGGACUGUGUCAGGCAGGUGGUAAAUCACUUUGCAAAGAGCCAGCUCAGCUCAGGUGUGACAGAGUGACAGUCCUGCAGAACCAUGGAGUGUCUGCACAGUGGACCUACAGAACUCUCAGCCUCAAUACCUCUACCUUCAGGACAAGAUAAACCACACAAAUCUGAAACCCAUCUGUGUAAAUAAAUAGGCUUUAACUAAUCACCCAAAACAAAAUAACCAUACAUACCUUUAUUUUCUUACCUACAUGAAUAAUUAACUCUCGAUAGAAUGACAUCAGCUUUAUACUGAGCACUUGUCUUUGCUAGCUCUGAACCUGCAACGUGUUCUGAGGAGAGACAAGAGAUGGAAUGAAUUGCAGAUUGCUGGCUAGUUUGUUGCCUUUGGUCUUACUUCUGAAGGUAUUAUUUAAAUAUUAAAUAUGCUCUUACCUACUCUGUAAAUAGUGAAUACGAAAGAUGGAUAAUUUGAUAGUCAAGGCAUGCUAGCUCAAAAUUUCAUAGAUGCGUUUGUUUUCAUAUAUAGCUAAUGCUGAGAGAACUGGGAGUUUCAUUAAAAUGUAAUGUGGUUAGAAGAACAAAAUUUAAUUUACUUUUAUUGGU